AUGGAGCGCGGUUCGGCGGACGCCAACGCGGCGCUGGCAGACGUCACUGCCGCUUUCCACACUCUGACUGAGCAUGAGAUAUCAACCUUGGCCACUGCUUGUGGCCUGUCGUACACACCAAACACGACAACGGAGCUCGUUCGUACCCUUCAAGCAACUUGUCCCCCAGAAUCUACCCAGCCGUACCUCCAUCAACGCGCCGAUCCACGCCAUUUGUUGCGCGUGUUGCAAGAGCACUUGGGUGUGAAUCAUGUGCUGUACAAGAGAGUUCAAGACUGGCAAUCGAGCCUGCACGCAAACACCACCACAGCCACGACGUUCACAACAGUCACAGCAACAACCACGUACACAUCAACAGUGCCAGCCUCAGUAGCAAGAACCCAAGCCAGUGUCGCACAUCGAGCGGAUGAUGUAUUCCUCGUAGCCACCUUGGUUGCCGGCGCCUUGGAGGAGCUGGACGAGUCGAGCAAGCAGCAAUUAAGGCCGGCGGGUGUCGAUGCUCUGCUCGCCAGCUCUGGCGGCAGUAUCGUUGACGGCACGUACACGGAGACGCUGGACCGCAUUCGGGCGCGGCUCGAGGUGGUGGCGGGUGAGGAUGAGGAGGUGCUGGCAGCACUGCAAGGCACCCUGCACAACGUGCUGGCGGCGAUUGUGGCUUCCUGCCAGCCACUGCACGUGGAGGAUCUGCAUGAGCUGUGCGGUGGUGACCGGGUGCAGCUUAAGGCGCUGACGAAGCGGCUGCUGAGUGCGCUAUCGCUCCUCUUCUCCAGCAGCAGCAAGCACGACGUGAUUGAGCCCCUGCACAAGACCGUCAACGACUUCCUCACGGACAAGAAGCGAGCUGGUGCUCACUUUGUGGACGUGCGGCAAGGCCACGCCAUCCUCGCUCGCGCGUGCCUGCGCGUGCUGCAGGACCGAGGGCUUCUGAGCGGCUCGCAUGGGCUGUUGGAGCCAGGCAGUGACGUCCUGGACGAGCCCGUCACCAAGUACGCGCUGGAGCAUGGCCACAUGCACUUGUACGAGUGUGCACGAGCGCUUGCAGACAAGGCAACAGGCAAAUCAGGGCAUGGCACCGACACUGAGGCCAGCGCUGCUGUUGCUGCGAGUGCCAGGCAGAGCGUCGAGGCGUGGAGGGAUGUGCUUUUACAGCCACGUCUUUCCAUGAACGAGAACAUACUGGCGCAAUUCGAGGGCACGGGUGUAGCGCCAACGGAACGCGAGGCAACGGCAGCGAUGGCGCAGUGGCUAUUGCUGCAGGCGUAUUCUGCCGAACGUGGGCGGCCCCUCAUCAAGGAGCUGGCCGAGCUGACCACAGCCCUGCUCGGUGUGGACAAUGACAUGUAUCAGUUGCUUGAUGACACAGGCUCCCUUUUCGGGGAACACUGGGCGCCGAGGCUGAGUGAGAAGGAUGCCUUGCGACGUGGCGCAGGUUGUUUUCUUGGUGGCAUACCGUUGCAAUCACACUGGUUUGCUUCACAGGCGCAGCGAACACUGGCACGAGCAGCAAGAACGAAUCACUGCCUCCUGCGCAUUCCGAAGGUGCUUGCCCGCAGCCCCUGCAAGUUGGUCAUCACUGGACACUCGAGUGAGGUCACCUCUGUUGGGUUCAGCCCUGAUGGGACGCGCGUGGUGUCUGGAAGCGGCAGUCCAUUUGGGACCGAGGACAAGACGGUGCGGGUGUGGGAUGCGCGGACGGGUGAGCAGCUGACGCAGUGCGAGGGGCACACGGAUCGUGUCUUCUCGGUUGGCUUUAGCCCUGAUGGGACACGGGUGGUGUCUGGGAGCAUUGACGCGACGGUGCGUGUGUGGGAUGCGCGGACGGGUGAGCAGCUGACGCAGUGCGAGGCGCACACGAGUGGUGUCACCUCGGUUGGGUUUAGCCCCGAUGGGACACGGGUGGUGUCUGGGAGCUGGGACAAGACGGUGCGUGUGUGGGAUGCGCAGACGGGUGAGCAGCUGACGCAGUGCGACGGGCACACGGAAAGUGUGACCUCGGUUGGGUUUAGCCCCGAUGGGACACGGGUGGUGUCUGGGAGCUGGGACAAGACGGUGCGGGUGUGGGAUGCGCGGACGGGAGAGCAGCUGACCCAGUGCGACGGGCACACACAUUGGGUCUUCUCGGUUGGGUUCAGCCCUGAUGGGACGCGUGUGGUGUCUGGGAGCUAUGACGCGACGGUGCGAGUGUGGGAUGCGCAGACGGGCGAGCAGCUGACGCAGUGCGAGGGGCACACGGGGUUUGUCAACUCGGUUGGGUUUAGCCCUGAUGGGACACGGGUGGUGUCUGGGAGCCUUGACGAGACGGUGCGGGUGUGGGAUGCGCGGACGGGCGAGCAGCUGACACUGUGCGAGGGGCACACGCGUGAAGUCACAUCAGUUGGGUUUAGCCCUGAUGGGACGCGUGUGGUGUCUGGGAGCUGUGACAAGACGCAGACCUACGCAUACAAGCCAGAAGGGCUUCUUCCCACACCUGAUCCAACCCCUUGCCUCGACAUGCCCUCCAGUUCCCUGAGUUCCACUUCCACCAUCAAGCCGGCAAUCACCCCCACAGCCAGCACCAGCACCAGCUACGUCAACCCGAAUUGGCGGCAGGAUGUCCGCGUGGACGACCAAGUCAUCGAGCGCAUCUUCCAGUCGCUGCCAACCCCUGUGGACGUGCAUCAGCCGUGCCACAGCCACAAGGACGUGCGCGCUGCUGUUGGGGAGCGCGCGUUCUCUGCGUUGAAUCGCCAGCUCCGCCCCGCCUUUGCCCACAGCAGGCAGGCGCUCGUUGUCACGCUGUUCAUGGACUGGCAGAAGCGCAUGUCGAACCUCAACAUGCAGGCGCUCUACCGCAGGCAGCACGAGUUUCGGGAGACGCGCGGGCGCCGCCGCGAACUGAACCUGCAAACGCUUGCCCGCAGGCACAACAUUGGCGUCACUGCGCUGGGCAUGGCGCUGGUUGGCGGCCUCUUCAGCAAGUACUUCUGCCUCACGCCGCACCACCUCGACCCCACCGCCAAGACGGAGCUCUUCCACAUUGUGGAGGACGAGGCGUUUCUUCGCCUCAUGGUCCACAACCGCAAGCGCAUUGCCCUCGUCCUCCAGGCGCGCGAAUGCCUCCGCAACGCCGCCGUUGACAGCGACGACGACGAGAAUGAUGAGGAUGGUCUUGAGCAGAACAGGAAUGAUGACGACGAUGCUGAUGACGGCAACGACGAUGCUGACUCCACAUUCAACGACGACGACGACGAUGAUGAUGGUGAUGAUGAUGAUGAUGAUGAUGAUGAUGAUGAUGAUCACGGACACUGA
Molecule: messenger RNA, 3288 nt
Organism: Salpingoeca rosetta
Lineage: Eukaryota; Choanoflagellata; Craspedida; Salpingoecidae
Product: mycorrhiza-induced NACHT/WD40-repeat domain-containing protein
Exons: 3
Coding region: 1-3288 (1095 amino acids)
Molecular function (GO): protein binding
Source: RefSeq, a predicted model, not a curated record